Chenopodium quinoa (quinoa) is the source of this 468-nucleotide messenger RNA. RefSeq lists its product as uncharacterized. The transcript has a single exon. The record is from RefSeq and is a predicted model, not a curated record. The coding region runs from base 1 to 468 and encodes 155 amino acids. NCBI's taxonomy places the organism in Eukaryota, Viridiplantae, Streptophyta, Magnoliopsida, Caryophyllales, Amaranthaceae.
AUGGGCAUUUGUAGCUCUCAAAUGACCAAAAGAAAUGGCAACUUUCUCUCAUUGAGACCUACGGUUAUGAUCAUUCAUCCAGAUGGAAGCUUAGACGAGUUCAACGAGGCAAUCACUCCGCGUCGUGUACUCUCUCAACACACAAGUUGUUUUCUUGCAAGUUCGGAGUCAAUGUAUGUUGAUUCAAUUGCUCCUCCAAUUUCGUAUGAUGAAGAACUUGAGCUAGGUCAGAUAUACUUUCUUUUACCACUUUCUCAAGCUCAUAAAGUUCUUUCCCUUGAGGACUUAUGUGAGUUAGCUAUUAAGGCUAGUAUCGCACUUGGGUUCUCUAAUAUCAAAAGAAGUCACUCUAAUGUUGCCAAAAUUGUUGCUCAAGCUCGUAGCUCGUGUCGCGUCCUAAGUGGGCUUGAUGCCAUUGGUGCACUUUACCCACAGGCACGGCGAGGUAGCCGAAGAAUUGGGAUUUAA